AUGCAUAUCAAGUACCUCCUCAUCAAUCUUUUCGCCCUGGCCGUCUCGGUCAAGGCCCUCCCCGAUGCCGACAACGACUUCGGUCUUGAGGCUCGGGAUGACUCCGACACUCUUGUCCAGCGCUGGGACUGUGGUCAUGACGCCAAGGAAGUCUACGGCAAGUGUGUCUGCAACGACAAGCAGCUCACCUGGGACGGCAAGAAGUGUGUCUGCCCCAAGGAUACCACCUGGCAGUAUGGCAAAUGUGUGCCUAACAAGCCCACUUGCCCCAAGCCUCAGGUCUACAACCCUCACUCCAAGAAGUGCGAGUGUCCCUCCGGUACUGAGUGGAAGUACGGAAAGUGCAUCCCCAAGUGCCCCUAUGGUCAGUCCUAUGAUAAGGACCAAGACAAGUGCGUCUGCCCUAAGGGCACUGAGUACAAGUACGGCAAAUGUAUCCCCAAGUGUCCCUAUGGCCAAUCCUACGACAAGGACCAGGGCAAGUGUGUUUGCCCCAAGGGAACUGAGUGGAAGUAUGGCAAAUGCAUUCCCAAGUGCCCUGAGGGUCAGUCCUACAACCAGCACUCCGGCAAAUGCGAAUGCCCUGCUGGCACAUCUUGGAAGUACGGCAAAUGCGUGAAGGACUGCCCUAAGGGACAAUCCUACGACUGGAAGACCAAGCAGUGCGUGUGCCCUGAGGGAACAUCAUGGAAGUACGGAAAGUGCAUCAAGGACUGCCCCAAGGGACAGUACUACAACCAGCACAAGGACAAGUGCGAAUGCAACAAGGGCACUGAGUGGAAGUAUGGCCAGUGCGUGCCUGUCUGCCCCAAGGGACAGGAGUACAACAAGUGGUCUCACAAGUGCGAAUGCCCCAAGGGAACCUCUUGGAAGUACGGAAAGUGCAUCAAGGACUGCCCUAAGGGUCAGACCUACAACCCUCACUCCGAUAUGUGUGAGUGCCCCAAGGGAACUGAGUGGAAGUACGGCAAGUGUAUCCCCAAGUGCUCCAACGGUCAGUACUUCGACAAGGACCAGUGGAAGUGCGUCUGCCCCAAGGGAAAGAUCUUUGAGUACGGAAAGUGCGUCUGCCCCGAGAACCAGGUCGAGAAGUACGGCAAGUGUGUUUGCAAGGAUGGCUUCAAGUUUGAGUACGGCAAGUGUGUCCCCGAGUGUCCUAAGGGCCAGACCUACAACAAGCACACCAAGAAGUGCGAGUGUCCCUCCGGCAAGGUUCUGAAGUACGGAAAGUGUGUCUGCCCCGACAACCAGGUUGAGAAGUAUGGCAAGUGUGUCUGCAAGGACGGCUUCAAGUUUGAGUAUGGCAAGUGUGUUCCCCAGUGCCCUCAAGGCCAGACAUACGAGCACGGAAAGUGUGUCUGCCCCGCCGGCAAGGUCUACAACAAGUGGCACAAGAAGUGUGAGUGCCCUGAGGGCAAGGUCGAGGCCUACGGCAAGUGUGUCUGCCCCAAGGGACAGAUCGAGCAGUACGGCAAGUGCUCGUGCCCCAAGGGCCAGUACUACGACCGCUGGAGCAAGUCUUGCAAGUGCCCCAAGGACCUGAGCUGGGACGGACACAAGUGCGCCUACGACUGCGGCAAGGAUGCCGAGUACAAGUACGGCGGCUGCGUCUGCAAGAAGCACGACCAGGUCUUUGACAAGAAGUCCAAGACUUGCAGCUGCAAGCAGGGCUGGUACUGGGACCAGCACAAGGGCGCCUGCAAGAAGGGCGGUUACUAA
Molecule: messenger RNA, 1719 nt
Organism: Fusarium proliferatum ET1
Lineage: Eukaryota; Fungi; Ascomycota; Sordariomycetes; Hypocreales; Nectriaceae
Exons: 1
Coding region: 1-1719 (572 amino acids)
Source: RefSeq, a predicted model, not a curated record